GUUGGGUUCUGUCGAUGUUGAGACGGUCCAAGAUGUGCAAGAUGUCGUCGCUCCCUUCCUCGCUCGACGCAAAAGAAUCUCCGUCUCUGUCACAACGGGGUGGACGAGGGGAAAAGGAAGUCGUCGCUUAGCGGAGGGUCAGACAAGUCCCCACUGCGAACAGGUUAACCUUAUCCUUACUUCAUCCGGAGAUUCCGGCACCCCUUUUUUUGAGCUCGCCAAAAGUUUAGAGAACAAGAUGUAAUCAUCGCUGUAUUCCGUAGGGUAGUCAUCAUGCUGUCCCAAAUCCCCUCUGUACCACCCCAACCAAUCACCAUAACAGCCUCCCAAAUCUUCUGGGACCUUCUCGAUCGAACAACCGGCAUACGGCCCGGCGCGCACCCGCCAUCUUCGGACGAAGACACGAACGACACCGGACCUGACGAUGACCAUCUCAUCAUAAGCCCCGUGCAGCCAUGGCCCAAAACAGCGGGAAAUCUCGGCGGGAGUUUGGCGAAUGGGAUGGGGGGACUUGCGCGCUCGGUUAGCGCGACGAGACUGAGGGUUAAGCUGCCGCCGCUGCCGAUGAGGAGAGGCGAGGUGGAGUACCAUAGUGAUGCUGUGGUGGAUGUUUGGGAGAGAGAACCAACGGCUUGGUCAAGCGACCUCACCUCCCUCAAACAUCUAGCCGCCACAGUUACCGACCCGAUCCUGGCGCCGCCGCAAUCAUCCAGACGCCGCAACAAAAGAUCGACUCAAAAACCACGCACGUCGCUCACAAAAGACCAAAUCCAAUCCCAUUUCCGCACUCUCUUUUUGCACGAUUGCGAGAUCAGCCAACUCGAUGAGGAGUUUCGGAGCGGAUUUAGGAAUCUGGACGCGUUGAGCCUCACGGGGAAUCGGAUCGAGUGGGGGGGUGAUGAGGCGGUGGGCGAGGGUGGUGCUGGCGACGGAGAGGGGCAUGUUGAGAGAGCGAAAGGAGCGAAGGUUGGGAACGUUUUGAGAGGAGUGCCGCCUAGCAUCACGAUUCUGACGUUGAACGCCAAUCUAAUAAAGUCCCCCCCGCCAAUCAGCCAUCUCCGACACCUUGUCCACCUUGGCUUAAGCCACAACACCAUCCAUCAUCUACACGUCCCGAACCCGAAACGAGCAGGCAGUCGGAACGACCUAGCAUCUCAGUCCGACGAGCGGCAGACAAUCCCCUGGUCAGCGCCGCCCACCCUCAUAUCCUUAGACUUGAGUUGGAACAGGAUAUCGGAUCUCCGCAGCGCACUGGAUGUGCUGAAACGGUGGAAUAAGCUCAGGAGCUUGGUGAUGAUGGGCAACCCGGUCUAUCUGUUGCCGUCCUACAAACCGCUGACGCUGUCGAGUCUGCCGACCCUCAUUUCGCUCGAUGACAAUCCCGUCGCGAAGCAAAAGCCAUCGCAGCAGGCUGCAUCGGCGCCGCCUAUAUCGCGGCUCGACCUCGCUGUCCAUCAACUCAUCGACCCGCCACUCCCGCCUAAUGCUGCAGGAAGUAGCCUGGACAAAUCUGCCGCUAUCGCAAGUUUCCGGUCAAGCGGCCCAUCAAUGUCGACCAUCCCCAUACCCACAUUCGUGAUCGACCCAGCCAACCCCCCACCCCCCGACGAGUACACGUACGCAGUACGCAUAACGCUCUCCGAAUCACAGAAACUAUGGACCGGCAAAACAAACGAGGUUAACGCCGCCCCCGUCGUCGAAGGCGCGGACGGGGAAGGUGGUGGCGGGAAGGAGACGACUGCUGCUGCAAAGAAGAAAGAGGCGGCGAAUACCAAGGAGGCGGCGAAAGAGGCGGCGAAGAAAAAGAAGGGGGGGAAGGGGGCUGAGGUUGUGACCACUGAUGAGGAGACGGCUGCCGCGCCUGUUGUGAGGAGGGUGGAUGUGGGAUAUGUUGGGGUGAUGGAGAAACAGGCUGAUUGGGGGCUCGCUAAUGCCUUUAUUGACGGCCUGGCACUGACGCUAACGCUCAGCCGACACACAUUCAUCCCGGCCAACCCACCGGACGCUCCACCCCCUGCGAGCGCAGCCAGCAGCCGUCCUACGAGCUCGCAUAAACGCGGUGCAGCGGCGCCGGCGAAGGGCGCCAAGAAGCUGGGGAAAGGGAAAACUUCGAAUGCGAAUUUGUUGAAGGAGCAGAUGGAGCAAUGGAAGAGGCUCCCAGCCGACUCCAUUGAUAUUGGGUCAGUCACCAUUCCGAUGAAGCCGUUUUUGGAGGGAACCACCGCUGUAGACGCCGAAUACACCUUUCAGCCCUUUCAAGCCGAACAGCCAUCCAAAGACGCCGCUACACGUCCACCCGCACCACCAUCGACCGCCGACGGCAAAACCAAACGAACUACUGACGACGCGGACAGUGGCAGUGCGAAACCCCUAAGCGUGGGGUCGGUGAUUGUGUCGAUACGAUUGAAUGCCGCGGCGGUGGAGAGCCCGCCUGUGCUCGUUCCGGGGAAUAUGGGCGCUCUGGGGGGGAAUGGAGGGAUGGGAUAUUCGGAUGAUGGGGUACAGGUGUAGAUUAUGGGACGCGGGUAGCGCUUUCAUGCAAUAUAGGAAAUUCUUCUGCCUGUAAUAUCUGUAAUAUUCCGGGAUGUUGCCGAUAGGUUGGAUGCACAUCAGGAAUCGACUGUAACCGCUCUGUGGACUCCGAGGGCU
Messenger RNA from Fimicolochytrium jonesii, 2649 nucleotides. RefSeq lists its product as uncharacterized. Bases 274 to 2511 code for a protein of 745 amino acids. Gene Ontology annotation, molecular function: protein binding. NCBI's taxonomy places the organism in Eukaryota, Fungi, Chytridiomycota, Chytridiomycetes, Spizellomycetales, Powellomycetaceae. The transcript is spliced from 6 exons. The record is from RefSeq and is a predicted model, not a curated record.